UGCACGAGGAGGAGGGACUGACAUUGAGUUUGGGUGGUCAUGCAGUCAGAGAGUGAAUAAUGCACUCAGAUCAGCUUCAUCUGUAGCCUAUGUGUGAGUCUAGAAAGAAAGACAUGACGGGCAUUGCAGUCUCCGUGAUCUAAAAGUGAAAGCUUUAUCAUUGCAAGUCAAGAUAAAGCUGAUGAGUUAUAUUGAUGCCAAAGGCAAAACAAUAUCACCACCAUCCUCUUUCAGAGUCACAACUUCAUGCAUCCGUCACUUUGUGGAGGUAAUAUUAGUAGAUAAGGACGGGAAAAUCCCAACAUGGAACUUUUUUGCUUGGAGAAGGACUCAAACAUGAGAGCUGAGAGGGAUCCCAACAUAUUCUGCGAUGAAAGAGUCUUGCAAAGUCUUUUAACAGUGGAGGACAGAUAUGUUCCGCAAAGACCCUAUUUUGAUUGCGUCCAGAAGGAUAUUCAGCCUUUUAUGAGGCGGAUGGUCGCAACAUGGAUGUUGGAGGUUUGUGAAGAGGAGAAAUGUGAAGAGGAUGUUUUCCCCUUGGCUAUGAACUACCUAGACAGAUUUUUAGCUGCAGUUCCCACGCAAAAAAGUUAUUUGCAGCUCCUUGGGGCUGUGUGUCUCUUCCUGGCCUCAAAAUUAAAAGCAUGCCAGCCGCUGUCAGCCAGAAAGCUCUGCAUGUACACAGACAACUCCUUUACAUCUCAGCAACUGCUGGAGUGGGAGUUGGUGGUGCUAAGUAAAUUGAAAUGGAACAUGGUUGCCAUCACCCCUCUUGACUUUAUCGAACACAUCCUGCACAAACUGCCCUUACCCAAGGACAGACUCGCACUGAUCCGCAAACACGCACAAACCUUCAUCGCCCUCUGUGCAACAGAUCAGAGCUUCACCAUGUUACCUCCCUCCAUGAUCGCCACAGGAAGUGUGGGGGCUGCAGUAUCUGGCCUUCUGCCUGACCAGAGCGAACAAAGUCUGUGGAGGGACAAUCUGAUGGAGCUGCUGGCAAAAAUCACCCACACUGAGGUGGACUGUCUGAAGUCAUGUCAAGAGCAGAUUGAGCAGUUGCUGGCCAAUACCCUCAAAGAGAGUCAACAUCAACAAGCACAGGACGGCGGCACCACCAAAAACGGGACACAGUCUCAGAACCUGUCCUGCACCCCUACAGAUGUCCGCGAUGUCAACCUAUGAUGUCACUUCCUGUCCAUAUCACCACACCUCCUUAACCUACAAAUGACAUAUGAUUAUUUUAUUUUGUUAUUGUAUUUAAGAUUUAUUUCAAAGCCACAUUAGAUGACUGAGACAUGUCAUGGUCAUACAUGCAGAAUAUUCAAAGCUUGGUGUUUUAUAAAAGAGCAGCUGCUGCUGCUGCUGCCUCAAAUCUGCUGGCAGUGGCAUUUUACAUACUUGAAUUUAAAUUGAAUCGGCCACAAAUCAUAAUUAAAUAACGCAGUUUAUUUUACAUUAUAAAUUGUAAUUAACAAAGAGCAUACACUUGUAUUGGCUAUAUAGCAUACAUCUGUAUAGUUUAUUAUAAGGUUUAUAUAAAAAUUAUAAUAAUAAUAAUUAUUAUUAUUAUUACUGUAAUGCUUUUUUUAUUUUAUUUUAUAUUUUUAUUUUCAGUGGCUGUUUUUUAAACUUGGUAAAAUGGGGUCCGAAUGUAUUCCCAGUACAGGCUAUUUUAGAGGAAAGAAAGUGUUCAUUCAGGUUCAAUUUACUUAUCAUAUAGAUAAUAAUACCAGUCAGACUAGCAGAUUAUAUAUAACAGGAUUUAUUUACCAAUGAAUCUCAUUGCAUGCAAUAAGCAUAAAUUAUUCUUUAGUAUGCCAUGUUUCAGUCCAUGCAAACUGACUGUAAUAAUUUCAGAAGCACACGGUGAUUUCCGAUGGACACUAAGUAUGUAGUGAAGGUUGAGUAAAGGUGUUGUAGGCAAGGAAGAAAAGAGGUGGAUUUUAGGAUUUAAGAUGGAACUGGAAAGUUUACACACGUGAUUGUAAGAGUGACUGGUGCCGAGGACAGAUUGACUGAUGAACAUGGUUCUGGAACAUUAAGAUCUGUAAUCAUUUAUAGUUUAUUUAGACUAUGCUUUACAAAUUUGGUUGCUGUUUGCUCAUAUUUUGCUCAUAUUAUGUAUAAACAGCAACACGUGGGAUGGAAAAAAUGCUGAAGGGAUUUAAUGUUGUUUAAUAUUAUGAACGUUUUGAAAUCCUUAGCAAAAAAAAUACAAAUGCACUUUCAGUACUCACCUCCCACUGGCUAUCCGUGGCAUACAAGAGGAGGGCAAAUUAUUUCUAAGGGCUUUUAAUUUUUUUUUAUUGCUUUUCUUUUAAGUUAUUUUUGUUUUGGGGCUGGUUUCCCAUAUUAGGUGUGUUUGCGGGUUUUAGUUAUAAAUUUAGACCAAUAAAUUUAGACCAAAACUGAUCUAACAGUCAGCUGCCAUAGACAUGGUGAAGUUUGAAAUUAUUAUUAUUAUUUUUUUUUUUAGUUGUGUUGAAUUCAUGUCAGCAUAGAUAGGACAUCAUCAAUUGUAUUUCACUCUAUUAUUUUUUCUUUUCUUUUGUCAAAAUAUCAGUCAUCUACUUGAACUUUUCUCAUAUACUAUGCCAAUAAUCUUUCUCUGCCUUCAUUAGUUCAUUCUUGCACUUUCUUAGGAAAUUGAUUUCAUAAGUCAGUUUGAAUUUUACUAAUGGACCUAAAAGUUACUCCGAGGUGUUUGAGAAUGUUUACUUAAAGUAUAAAACCAAUGUGCCAUUCAAACACAACCAUACAAAUGAACAUGUUGGGGCUCCAAGUUUGAAUGUGAGAGUUUUGUUCAUUUUAGUCUUAAAUGGUUUUCACACAUUUGGCUCUCCAAUCAGUUUGUGUUUGUGUGCUAUCAUACCAAUUUUUAGGUUCUUUUAUUUCUGUGUAAACCUGGUUUGAACUUGUGUUCAAGUGCUGCUAAAAGAAAAAGAAAAAAAAAAAGAAACAGCUAUCGCAUACCUUCAUUUACUUUUCUGUGUUGCUGCUA
Molecule: messenger RNA, 3004 nt
Organism: Myxocyprinus asiaticus (Chinese sucker)
Lineage: Eukaryota; Metazoa; Chordata; Actinopteri; Cypriniformes; Catostomidae
Product: G1/S-specific cyclin-D2-like
Exons: 5
Coding region: 304-1185 (293 amino acids)
Biological process (GO): mitotic cell cycle phase transition; positive regulation of G1/S transition of mitotic cell cycle; regulation of cyclin-dependent protein serine/threonine kinase activity
Cellular component (GO): cyclin-dependent protein kinase holoenzyme complex; cytoplasm; nucleus
Molecular function (GO): cyclin-dependent protein serine/threonine kinase regulator activity
Source: RefSeq, a predicted model, not a curated record